Molecule: messenger RNA, 3793 nt
Organism: Penaeus vannamei (Pacific white shrimp)
Lineage: Eukaryota; Metazoa; Arthropoda; Malacostraca; Decapoda; Penaeidae
Source: RefSeq, a predicted model, not a curated record
AUGUGCGCUGGUAUUGGAAGUGGUCUCGGAGGCUCGGGUGCUGGAAGCGGAGCGGGCAGGGAACGGCUUGACCUGAGUUCCCAGUCGCCGUUCGCCAAGGACCGCGCGGCGCCCUCGCUGGCCUACGAGAACUGCUACUCGCAUCCGGUAGGGGAACGACUCCAAAACUGCCAGCACUGGUCCAAAGAUGAGGCUACCUGCUACCAGAACAGACUCAUCUCAGCUGAUACAAAGCCCAAGUUCGGAACGCCCGGAUACCCCUCGCCGCUCGACCGUUUCAGAAACCAACAGAAUUCACCACCUGAUGGAAAUGCCAGUUUUUCUCACAUGCCCCGUCGGCGCCUUGCAAAAUCUGGGUUGCACCAUGCAACCUCUGCUCCACGUUUAAAUGUAAUACCAGGCAAUGGUCUCCAUAGCUUUAGCUUCUCUCCGGGGCUAUCCAAAGGAUCAUUUGGUACCUCCCAGAGUGCCCCUAGUGGCCAGUGGCUCUUCCGUAACUUUGUGGGUGGUGGGAGCUGUGGCACUGUCUUCCCAACCACAAUUGUUAACCCAAACAAAGCUGUACUUACAAUUGAUUCCUCCUCUAAGAUCCUGACAGCAAAUGAUAUGUCCUCAUUGCUCCUUGGCCACCCAGAGGAUGAGUUGUGCGGCACCAUGAAACUGACGGACUUCAUUACCAAUCCCGAAACGCAAAAAGCUCUCAGCUCCCUUGCAAGUUUGAGCCCCAUGUCGGAGGGCAUCUGCAUGGAGAAUUCCCUUCACACACUGCCAGAGCCUGAUAUAUUAGACAAUCAAGGAAUGGUGCUCUUUAGUGGGAAAGUUGUGGAUGUAGAUACGUAUGACAAUGGCACUCUCCCAUGUUCCUUAUGGCUGAAGGGACUACCUCAGGAGACAGAUGAAGACCAGAGAUGGAUUGCUGUCCUAGAACCUGUAGAUAUUACUGUUGCAAAGGCUUCAGUUGACGAAACAGGCCGUAUCUUGAAGCAUGACUCCUCAUUCAGUGCUCUCUUUGGGUAUGCAGAUAACAGUGAACUCACCAAACUCAAUAUUUGUGAUCUUAUACCUGCUCUCCAGGUGCCCACUAGUCCUCAUGACAUGCCUAAGGAUGUGGAGAAGCAGCAGUGUACGGGACAGACGGUGGACUGUGCUACGUUCCCCCUUUGUGCGCACUUUACAGUUAAUAACACCAACAACGAUUACACCCAAAGAAAAUAUGUCUUUGAUCUAGAAAUAUGGGUGUUCUCUAACAUCAGUGGACUGGUGGUUUUGGAUGCUGCAGGGAAAAUCAGCGAUUACAAUUAUAACUUCACAAGACUUUUAUUUGGCUAUGGCAAGAGAGAACUUGAGGGAGAGGAUAUAACUCAUCUUAUACCAACCUUCUUUGAUGAUGUUGCAUUGAUUCAAAAAAUGAAUAGCCCGUCCUUUGACUCAGAUGACUCGGAUUCAACUCUUAGUGAUAAUGAAACUGAAAAUCAGAAGGAAAAUAAGGAGAGAACCAAUGGACCUCUAUUCACAAAAAGUAAACAGAAUGAAGCAGCAACAACGUUGAUGUCUGAGCCAUCAUCAAUAUCUACCCCAAACCGUGGAUUUAUUGCUUCAGAAAGUAAGCUUCAGGGAUCACUCUACGGAUCAACUUUUAACUCCACUUCUAACGUCACAAGCACGGGGGACAACAGCCAGAAUUCGUCUCAGAAUAACAAGGCCAUGAGAGACAUCACCAACUCCAUGAAUAUACUCAGCAUCAGCCAGCAGAAUGUUUCAAAUCAGACAAAUAACUCAGGCUUACAAGGAAGUCCCACCAAAACAAGGACAGUAAAAGACAGAGAAAAUGCAUCUGACGAAAGUCUUCCCAAGGUACAAAUAGAGGUGUAUCCAGAUCUUCCCCAGGACAUGCUUCCUGAGGAUAUGGUCACUUCUACGCCUGCUGUGGGUCGGAUGAGAGGCCACAGCCAAGUUCAUACCAUUGAAGAAGGCAGUUUCUUUGGGGUUGGAAAGCAUAAGGAUGGAUCUGAUCUUGUGAUCAUCUACCAAAUUCGUCGAGUGGAGUUAAAUGGAGUGAAUCACUACUGCGUGUGGAUUUUGCGAGAUCCAGAAGAACCUGGAGAGGGCCUUCGAUCUAACACAAACUUUACCUUAGCUUCAACUUUCAAUGAGACAGCAGAAUAUUCUUUAGGUCAUGCCAUCAAAAACGAGGCUCAGAAGUCAGAGAUUGAUCUUGAGGAUGACUCUGACACAUCAUCUGAUGAUGAAGGUGCUGACCACAGUCAGACAAGCACAGACGGCAGCUCAGGAGCAGAAUAUUCACUCAACCACUCACGGCGAGGCAAUCGGGAGUCAUCAUCUGCUUGUCCAGAGGAGGGCGAGGAUCUACUGCUAGCAGGAGAUUAUAGCAAUCAUUACUCGGUCUUACGUCAGAUAGGAAAGGGAGCAUUUGGCUGUGUAAAGAUGAGUUACCGAAACUCUGAUGGACUUAUGGUUGUAACCAAAUUCAUCAAGAAGAGUAAAGUUUACCAGGACAGUUGGGUGGAUGACCUCCUCCUCCGAAAAAGGGUUCCUCUAGAAGUGUCACUGCUCAUGACUCUUGACCAUCCAAACAUUGUAUCAGUGUUCGACAUGUUCGAGAAUGAUGAUUACUUCCAAUUAGUUAUGGAAAAAUGGGGUGCUGGGAUGGACCUGUUUGAGUUCAUUGAUCGUAACCCUCUUCUUGAUGAACCUCUUGCUGCUUAUAUGUUCAGACAGAUUGUCUCGGCAUUAACUUACCUACACUCUCUCAACAUCAUCCACCGUGAUGUGAAAGAUGAAAACGUCAUCUUGAACAACAGAUUCCAUGUGAAGCUGAUAGACUUUGGUUCAUCAGCUUUCACCAAACCCGGCAAAAUGUUUUCCCAAUUUGCUGGAACUGUAGAGUACUGCAGUCCAGAGGUGCUCAAGGGAAACAAGUAUAGUGGCUAUGAAUUAGAGGUCUGGUCACUGGGAGUGACCCUCUAUACUCUCAUGUAUGGAGAGAACCCAUUCUAUGAUGUAGAUGAAACCAUUAAGGCAGAGCUUACCUUCCCUGUUAGACAUUCUCUUGAAUUGACUGCCCUUCUCAACGGGAUGUUGCAGAAGGAUCCUAAAGCUCGUAUGACUUUAGAAGAAGUGGAGGCACACCAGUGGACCCAGCUGGAGUGUGACAUUGAUGAUUAUGUGUUUGAGGAAAUUAUAAGAUGUUCUCAAGAGGAGGCCAACCCCAGACAGUACAUCACUGAGUACAGUGAGAGUGAUAGCUCAAUAUCCACUGUUUCAAACAGCUUUGUGUAUGAACCUUCCAUACGGUAUACACGACGUUCACUCUCCUUCACUCCUCAGGGGACCAAGAAUGAUAAUGAUCAUAUACGCAUGCAGAGGUCAGCCACAUCCCUAAGUUCUUCGCGAAUAGGAAAUGAGGUUGAUGAUGAUGAGUCCAUAUAUGAUCAGUCAGCGUCAGUUGGAGCAUCUAGAACUUCCACAUCACAGUCGAUGUCUUCAGUCAGAAGUACAAUAACCGUUGAUUCGUCCUCAUUCUCCUGUUGUUCUCCAGCCUCGGACUCUGGUGACAGUAGUGAGACUCAGCUCCAGUCAUCACAGUCCUCCUCUUCAGGAGGUCUGUAGCAGAGCUUCCUGGCUGGGUUAGAGAGUUACCUAUUACGAUAACGUGAGCAGCUGCACUCUCUCUGGCCGUAGUUCUGAGGGCAGCAUCAACCUAGAGAAGACACUAGCUAGGUACUACAGGCUAAGCAACCCCAAAGAUGACAAUGGCUCUGACUACGAGAAU